AUGGCUGCCCUUCUUCGAGUGUGUCUUACCCACGGGCUUCUGGCGUGGGCAUCUCAGUACGACCCCCACGUUCCGCAGAAGAGCCCGUGGUUCGAGGGAUGGUACACUCGAAUCAGUGAGACUUCAUCCGGCCAAUCCAUCGGUCUUAUCAUCGGGCAUUACCCAAAAACGGACCGCUUAAAGGACGCCGCUGCUUACUUAGCCCUCAUCAUUGACGAGGGCAAAGGCAAGGUCGAUGUAGCCGAGGUGAAUCCCACAGCCCUCAAGGUGUUGAAGCGCGGGAAGGAGAUCGCAUCUGAUCCUGACGAUACCUCUGAGCCGGACUUUGAAGUCAGCGAUGGAGAUGGCAUGGUGAUGAUGAGGCAGCAGGGGACCAAGCAGCGGAUCUCCAUGUCCUUCCCGUCGCAGGGCUUCCGCUUCGAAGCCAACCUCAGCGAUCCCGUUCCCUGGGGAUCUCCUGGCCAGGGGCCCGAAGGGUGGGUUGGCAAGUUGCCGCUCCUGGCGCUUCAUUGGUACGUUUACUCUUUGGGUUCGAGGGCAAGCUUUCGCCUGGAGACGCCGAGUGGUGUGGUUUUCGGCCAGGGCCUCGCUCAUCAGGAGAAGAACUGGGGAGAGUCUUUUCCGAAGGCAUGGACCUGGGGAGAAGGACUUCAAGGUACCAACAAGCUGGCAUUUGCUGGAGGAACCGUGCCCCUGGGCCCAGUCUCAGUUCCGGAUGCCUACCUGCUUGGGCUCCGCACUUCAAAGCUGAGCUGGGACUUUCAUCCACAGGAUCCGGCAGUUUACUGGGUUUCAAACGAUGCCUGCAAGGGCAUUUUGAACAUCACGGCUUUGAGGCCGGAUCGGAUGCUCCGCCUCUCCGUCCAGGCCAGCUCAGAAGAGAAUGGAGGAUUGUUCAAGGUGCAGGGCCCUACCAUGACUGGUUUCAAGGCAGAUUCCUUUGAGAGCUACCGUGCCACAAUCACUGCAGAGGCAUAUUCAGGCCUUCUGCACGACAAGCUUGAGGAGAAGAUUGAGUUCACGCAGUCAGCGAUUGAGUUCGGUGGGGAGGCCUGGAAUUGUCCAUCUGGGCCAUCAGCUCGACCGGCGCAGCUGCAGGCACGGGUGCUACAAGCGCCAGCUCGGGCGCAGACCAAGGCUGGCCCAAGGCGAGUGCGCAGAGAGCUCCGGAGCCUCUCCGCCCUGGAGCGGGAUCGGGUGUUCAGUGCCAUGAAUAUCAUGAAGAAUACAUCCACAAAGGAGGGCCAAAAGACUUUUGGCCGCCUCUAUGUAUCAUACGACGACUUGGUGGCACAGCACUUGGAAGCAGCGGCUGCCAAGCAUUGUGACGAGGCUCACCUUGGACAGGCUUUUGCCACCUACCACCGUGCCUUCACCCUCCGCUUUGAGGAGAGCCUUCUCUCCGUUGACCCAAGCAUCGGUGCCCUGCCAUACUGGGACUACAACGUGGAAGCUCGGAGCGAGGACCCGAGGAAGAGCGAGAUUUGGGAGUGGUUCGGCAGCAGUGAAGGCGAUUCCGCUCAGGGCUUUGCCGUCAAGGACGGAAGGUUUGGACAUUGGCAAGUUCGAGCGGCUCAGAACAUCUCCAACCUGUCGAGCCCUUACGGUCUCCUGCGAAGUCCUUGGAACGUCAACCCUUCACCCUUUAUCACCCGACAUCCUUUCUCAUGUGGCGCCCAAACCCACUUCCAAGCCAGCUUUUGGGAGCUGUGCAUGAAGGCACCCUCCUACUUGGAGUGGUAUGCAUGCAUUGACCCUACGAUUCACACAUGGGCCCACAGCUUCCUGGGCGGUGUUUGGGAUACGGAGCGCAAUGUCUCCCGAGUAGAAUGUUAUUUGACCAAUGCCGUCGGCAUCCCAGCUGCCUGGGGCAGCGGCUGCCUUCAGUGCAACACCAACUGCUCCGACCCGCGUGAGGCGCAGCGAUCCUGUGCCUGCCGCCGGUCUGAAGAGCUGCGCUGUCUGGCAGACCGAGUCUUGGCCCACAAGGCGCCCACAUACGGAGAUUUCGCUGAUGCCUGGACAUCUCCCAACGACCCCAUCUUCUUCUUCCACCAUGCCAACGUAGAUCGGCACUUGAUGACUUGGCAGCAGAAGCACAAAGAGAAGGCUCCUCACUUUGGCUUCUUACAGCCUUCCCUUCCCUGCAAGGGCCAUGGUCUUGAGGAUGUGGUUGGGGCGGCCAACCCCUUCGAGGGAGCUUUGCUGGGGCUUGAGGAUGACCAUCUCCUCACGAACGCGGACGUCUUGGCGGCAGAUGGACUUCACUCAGGGCCUUACACCUACGACACAUUGGCUCCGCCAAAAACCUCUUUGCGAAGUCAACCUCGGCCCUGGGAUUGGGCUCAAACAAAGCAGUCUCUCACGGCCGCAAUGGCUUCAGCCAUCCGACACAUGUCAGCAAAGUGA
Messenger RNA from Symbiodinium pilosum, 2409 nucleotides. The record is from the annotation of a GenBank genome assembly. NCBI's taxonomy places the organism in Eukaryota, Dinophyceae, Suessiales, Symbiodiniaceae.